AWUAGACACUUUAAAAGAUCUCCUUAGCAGAAAUUUUACCAAGAAUUAUCAAUAGAAAUGUUGCGUCAAAAAUUUCUUGAUGUUGAAAUUUGUGUUCUUCCAAAGCCUGGCUACAAAGCUUUCUUAAGUCAGCGGUAAUGACAGUGGGCGCCCACACAGUCGAGCCACAGAGUUUCAGCAUAACGCUAGGCCAAGAAAUGCCGGAAUCUUUCCUUAAAAAAACUUUGCAGAUAGCAGCYGUUGUUGCAGGAUACUGGUUYAUCUCAAUCUCUUUGGUGUUUUUAAACAAGUACCUCCUCAGCAGUCCAGAUUUGAAGCUUGAUGCACCUUUGUUUGUGACAUGGUUCCAAUGUGUUGUGACAGUWAUUUGUUURUUUUUCUUGAGUCUCCUUGGUGACAAGUACCCAUGGCUUGAUAAGUUUCCUGAAUUUGUCAUUGAUCUCUCAGUUGCAGUGCAGGUUCUUCCUUUAUCAAUAGUUUUUGUUGGAAUGAUCACAUUUAAUAACCUUUGUCUGAAGAACCUUGGUGUAUCAUUCUACAAUGUUGGACGUUCAUUAACUACAGUAUUUAAUGUGAUCUGUUCAUAUAUAAUUCUUGGUCAAAAGACAUCAAUCAAGGCUAUUAUCUGUUGUAUGGUCAUCAUUGGUGGCUUCCUUAUGGGAGUAGAGCAAGAAGGCACCACAACAAAGAUAUCUUACUCUGGAAUCGUAUUUGGAAUCCUAGCAAGUCUCUGUGUAUCUCUAAAUGCCAUUUACACAAAGAAAAUCAUCCCUAUUGUGGACAACAACAUCUGGCGUCUACAACUUUACAAUAACUUUAAUGCAUGUCUGCUAUUCUUGCCUUUGAUGCUUGUUUUAGGUGAAUUCAAAGAGAUUACAACUUUCCCUAAACUWCAUUCACCAUAUUUCUGGACAAUGAUGACAAUGGGUGGCYUAUUUGGCAUUGCUAUCGGGUAUAUGACAGGACUCCAGAUUAAAGUCACAAGUCCUUUAACACACAACAUUAGCGGUACAGCYAAGGCAUGUGUACAGACUAUUAUCUCUGUGUCUUACUUUAAUGAAGUUAAGACAGCUCUCUGGUGGUUGAGUAAUGUGACGGUGCUUGGCGGGUCGUUUGCUUAUACCUAUGUGAAACAUUCAGAGAUGAAAAGUGGAUUUGAAAAGGAGAAGGCAWUGACUAAAGGUAAAUCAACCGUACGCAAUCCAUAACGUGAGCUUAACCAAUCAUUUAACAGCCAAUUUGUUUGACCACUGACAUCAUCAAGUAGCGUCAAGGAAUUAGGUACUUGAUAUAUAGUUAUUUACUAUUAAACAUAAAUGAUAGGCAAUUUGUAUUAUGAUGCCAUUAACUACAACUACCAGAAUGCUUCGCCCACUUUCUUUUGUAAUGCAAUUAGUGGCAAUAUUGUUUUACUAAUCUCCAUAGGGAUAAUAAUCUGAAUAGCAAUGAAAAUGCAUAAGGAUUUCUGGUAGUUGUAGUAAAGUUAAUUACACCAUCAUGUAAUUGGCCUAUUUCAAACAAACGUUUCUUUUUAAAAGGAAUUUUUAGGUUUUUGCUAUAAAAAUAGUUAUUUAUCAUCUAGCAUACUAAUUCAAUUGUUUGAAAAAAUAUGAAAGUCCAAUAAUUAUGACAUAAUAUUAUUUAAAAAACGAGAACACUUGUCAGAAUAGCAAAAUGCAGUUUUACUCACUACAUUGUUUCUAAUAAAGCUUGCUUUUCUGGUGCUCUCUGCUGCUAAAUGGUCUCGGCCACAGUUCCCUGUGCCAUCUUGAAAUGUACAUGUAAGCAUGUUUUUGCACCUACACAAGUUUCAAUAAGUUUGCAAUGAUCGAUACCUCUGAGUAGUCAAAAUGGUGGAAACUAGCGUUAAACUAGUUUGAGCUGCGUCUGUGUUUCUAAAAAAACAGUUGUGUAAAAAGAUAAAUUUAACUCCAUAAAAAGUCAAAGUUGCUGCACCUAUUUUUUUACAGUGUUAAAUAUCUUUUUACACAACUACCUAUGAAUAGUAUUAUAGUAUUAUUUUCUACAUAUGGGUAUGAAUAAUAGUUUCUAUUGCAUGAUCAAACGUAAGUCUUCAAGGCAUGAGGUUACCUUUCAAGRUGGCCGCAGGAACUGUGAAGAGGCUAUGAUCAUGUUGGUAUAUAAUCAUGUUCUUAUGCAGUGAUACUUAUUUAUCCAUUGAAAGAAAAAUUGUCUAGUGUCAAACAAGUGCAAGUUAAAUCAUUUCUAAGAAAACAGUUGCAAUAGAAUCAUAUUAUGUUAAUAAUGAUUUAUUAAUAUAAUUAUACUUGGUCAAAGAUAGUAGGAGAGUUCAAAGAGCACUACMAAGAAAAAGACACUGUAUAUGAAAGUUUCAUUUUCUUUUAUCAAGCUAUUGCAAACUAUAGAGAAAACAAAAAAUCUAUUAUAUUUCAUAGGUAAUAGAGAUUCUUGUGGGAGUUUGGUUAUUUAUAUAAGUUUGAUAAAAAGGAAGAAAGCAUUUACAGGUAGAAGUAGUGAAUUCAGUUCUUUCAACUUAUGAAAUAUUAUUUAUUUACAUGGAAAAUGUAAAUUUGUGUGAAAUAUUUUAAACCAUUGUUUGUAAUUAUAUAUCAUUUGUAAAUGCAGGAUAAAAUAAAACAAUUUCAAAAUUCA
This is a messenger RNA of Exaiptasia diaphana, 2634 nucleotides long. RefSeq names its product GDP-fucose transporter 1. NCBI's taxonomy places the organism in Eukaryota, Metazoa, Cnidaria, Anthozoa, Actiniaria, Aiptasiidae. Bases 138 to 1208 code for a protein of 356 amino acids. The transcript is spliced from 7 exons. Gene Ontology annotation, cellular component: Golgi apparatus. The record is from RefSeq and is a predicted model, not a curated record. Gene Ontology annotation, biological process: GDP-fucose import into Golgi lumen; protein O-linked glycosylation via fucose. Gene Ontology annotation, molecular function: antiporter activity.